This is a messenger RNA of Acanthochromis polyacanthus (spiny chromis), 2545 nucleotides long. RefSeq names its product actin-binding protein WASF3-like. The record is from RefSeq and is a predicted model, not a curated record. Gene Ontology annotation, molecular function: protein kinase A regulatory subunit binding; Arp2/3 complex binding; actin binding. Gene Ontology annotation, biological process: positive regulation of Arp2/3 complex-mediated actin nucleation; actin cytoskeleton organization. The coding region runs from base 153 to 1619 and encodes 488 amino acids. Gene Ontology annotation, cellular component: cytoskeleton; lamellipodium; SCAR complex. NCBI's taxonomy places the organism in Eukaryota, Metazoa, Chordata, Actinopteri, Pomacentridae. The transcript is spliced from 11 exons.
UGGGAGCCGAGCGGCUCCGAGCAGCUCCCCUCCUCUUUUCCUCCUCUCCAGCAUCUCUCUGGUCGGAGGAACCCGCCGCUCUGUGACGGAGGAGAACCAGCAGAACGAACCGGACCCGGAUCGGAGCCGAACUGUCCUCAGCCCGGUGAGUCAUGCCGCUGGUGAAACGCAUCAUCGAGCCCAGGUACCUGUGCCGUGGAGCUCUGCCUGAUGGGGUCGCCAGCGAGCUGGAAUGUGUCACCAACAGCACCCUGGCAGCUGUCAUCAAACAGCUGGGAGGACUGAGUCGCCAUGCUGAGGACAUCUUCGGUGAGUUGUUCUCUGAGGCUAACAGCUUCUAUCUGAGGAUGAAUCAUCUCCAGGAGAGAGUCGACCUGCUGGCGGUGAAGGUGACGCAGUUGGACUCCACUGUGGAGGAAGUCUCUCUGCAGGACAUCAACAUGCGUAAAGCCUUCAGGAGCAGCACCAUCCAGGACCAGCAGGUGGUGUCACGGAGCUCCAUCCUCAACCCAGUUCUGGAAAUGUACCAUCGCUGUGACAAGCCGCCGCCCCUCAACAUCCUGACACCCUACAGGGACGAUAAGAAGGAUGGACUGAAGUUCUACACCGACCCGUCGUACUUCUUCAACCUGUGGAGGGAAAAGAUGCUUCAGGCCACCGAGAACAAACGCAAGGAGAAGCGACGCCAGAAGGAACAGAAGAAUGUGGAGGAAUCUUCAGGACGGGAGGUGAAGAAGGUCCGUAAAGCUCGAAACCGGCGCCAGGAGUGGAACCUGAUGGCGUACGAUAAGGAGCUCCGCCCAGAUGCUCGGGUGACGCCGUCGCCGUACCACACCUCCGACGGCUCCAUGUCACCUGACAGGUCAGGGAUGUCAGAUGACCCCUCCUUUCCGGCGAGCCCCCACCACCCUGAUGGGAAGGACCACGUUGCCGUGGCGACCAGCAGAACCGGUCAGACUCAGUCGUUGGACCGAGCUCUCAGACCCGCCUCAGCCUCCUCUGCCGUCACCACGGCAACCGCCAGGCAGCAUUCUCUGGGACGUAACCAACCGCAUCAUCACCACCAUCCUCCUCCCACUGGCUCAGCCAAUCAGAACGGAGCACGGAACAAGGAUGCCAAUGACCAUCAGAUCCCUCCCGCACCCCCGCCGCCGCCCCCUCUGAUGACGUCAUCUGGACAGAUGGCAUUAACCAACAGCUCCGUCCACGGCGCUGCUAUGGCAACUCCACUGCAUGCUGCUGGUGGCCCCGCCCUCUCUCGGCCCUACAGCCCCUCCCCUCCGCCCCCUCCCCCUGUUAAUUACGUCCCUUCCCCCUCCCGCCCUGGAGGACAGGCUCCCCCCUCUGCCGCCAUUACCCCGGCACCCCCAGCGACGGACGGCAGGAAGCCUCCCGGCGACCCUAAUGUACCGAUGAACGACGCUCGCAGCGACCUGCUGGCUGCCAUACGCAGAGGGAUCCAGCUGAGGAAGGUUCAGGAGCAGCGCGAGCAGGAAGAAGCCAAAAAACGAGAACCGGCAGGGAACGACGUGGCCACCAUCCUGUCGAGACGCAUCGCCGUGGAGUACAGCGAAUCGGAGGAGGAGUCUGAGCCUGAGGACCAGGAGUGGUCCGACUGAGGAGGAGAACAUCCAGAACAUUCAGAACAUCUAGAACAUUUAGAACAUUUAGAACAUCCAGAACAUCUACAAUAUUCAACCACCAGAGGAGAACCCUUCUGUUGAUGGUUCCAGUCUAACUUUAGUUCUUUCUGUCACUGACGGAGAACGUUUUGGUUCUGGUCCGGUUCCAGCAGCUCUACUGGAGGAACCUUCAUCCAUAUUCAGGAGAACCUGGUGUUUAAAUCUGGACUUUAUCCAGAUGUUCUAGAAUCCUUUAAUCUGAUUCUAUUUAUUUUAAUCUGGAUAAUCUUUGUUCUGCUUAUUAUUUAGUUUUUAUUGAGUUCAGAAUAAUUUUACAUUUUUAAAUCAUUUUAUUGUGAAAGGUCUGUUUUACUGAUAGAAAAUUAUUUUUCUUUAUUUUGUUUUAAUAGAUAUUAAAUUUUUAUGAUUGCCGUUAAAUGAUUCACAUUCUGUUUAUUUUUUAUUUAUUUCAUCACUUUUAUUUUAAAUCUAUUUUUGUUAUAUCAUUUUAUUUUCACACAUUAUUUAUUUUCUCUGAAUUCUGUUUCAAUUCUGAAAUAAUUUAUUAAAUUAUUCACACUUUUUCCUGUUUUUUUUUUUAUUCAUUUUGAGGUUUUGUUUUCUCUUUAAAUAGUCUCCGAGCUGUCUGAUUGGUCGACGGCCUCAUUCGCGGUUCCUUAGUUACCAUGGUGACCGGAGGCAGUCCUUAACGAGGGCGGGCCGCUGUGGACAUCACUGUAUAAAGGGGGCGUGUGCCCGCUGUCCUGUACUCUGUGAUCGGUUAGUCUGUGUUUGCUGUGUUUCUGCAUGUUGGUGAUAAAAAACAAACAAACUGUGAAAUAAGAAACUUUGUUUGUUUCAGAGGAUUAAAGCUGCUCCCAGCUCUGAUUAACAUUUAAAAAUAAAAUCAAAAUAAAAACCUG